Messenger RNA from Penicillium concentricum, 617 nucleotides. RefSeq names its product calcineurin regulatory subunit B (gene cnaB). The record is from RefSeq and is a predicted model, not a curated record. The transcript has 5 exons. NCBI's taxonomy places the organism in Eukaryota, Fungi, Ascomycota, Eurotiomycetes, Eurotiales, Aspergillaceae. Gene Ontology annotation, molecular function: calcium ion binding; calcium-dependent protein serine/threonine phosphatase regulator activity. Bases 1 to 591 code for a protein of 196 amino acids.
AUGGACCAGUCGUCCUCUACGAACGAGCCUAACGCUGCUGCGAUUUACGAUGCACGGAGACGUCGCGGCUCUGUGGGUACCACCCAGCUCUUCGAUAACAUUGUGUCUACAUCGAACUUCAACCGGGACGAAGUGGAUCGCCUGCGCAAACGGUUCAUGAAGUUGGAUAAGGAUGCCUCUGGCACUAUCGACCGUGAUGAGUUCCUCUCCCUACCCCAGGUCUCGUCCAACCCGCUCGCCACGAGGAUGAUCGCCAUCUUCGACGAAGACGGUGGCGGUGACGUCGACUUCCAGGAAUUCGUGACCGGCUUGUCAGCAUUCAGCUCGAAGGGCAACAAGCUAGAGAAACUGCGAUUCGCAUUCAAGGUGUACGACAUUGACCGUGACGGCUAUAUUUCCAACGGCGAACUGUUCAUCGUCCUGAAGAUGAUGGUCGGCAAUAACCUCAAGGACGUGCAACUGCAGCAGAUCGUCGACAAGACAAUCAUGGAGGCUGAUAAGGAUCAGGAUGGAAAGAUUAGCUUCGAGGAGUUCACGGAUAUGGUGGAGAAUACAGACGUGAGCCUCAGCAUGACUCUGAAUCAAAUAUGAUUGCCCUUCUCACUGGUUGAGUGGCG